GUGUGGUUUAAACUUCUCACCAGAGCACAAAAAUAUCAGAUAGAAAAUCCCCAUUACACACUCACUCAGUCUCUCAAUGUCUUCCUCCCUACCUCUCAGUUUCAACCCUCCUCUAAUCCACAGACCUCAACCACCUCCUCUUCUCCACCCCAAUUUCUUCUCUCCAUUCCCAAUCUCCAAACCCUCCCUUCAUUCUCUCUCUAAACCUCUCAUUUCCUUCUCUCUCUCCCCCUCAAACAACUCCAAUUACGACCCAGAAGAGGCCCGGUGGCUCCGCGAGGAGCAGCGGUGGCUUCGGGAGGAGCAGCGGUGGCUCCGCCAGGAAUCUCGGUGGCAAGCCGAGCGAGAAUCCCUCCUCUGCGAAAUCUCAGCCCUAAGGCUCCGGAUUCAGGAACUGGAGCGCCAGAGCGAAAACCAUGGGGUUUCGGUGGAAAAUGUUGCUGCGCUGUUGCAGAUGUUGAAGAAGGAAGCGGAGUUGUUGGAAAGCGGUUCGAGCGCGGUGCCGAUGGUGCUGGAGGCGGCGGAGAGUGGUGGGAAGGUGGAGGAGGAGGUGGUGGCUGUGAAGGAAGUUAAGAGAGCGACCUUGAGGAAGGGAUCGGAAGGAGAAGAUGUUAGAGUGAUGCAGGAAGCCUUGCAAAAAUUGGGUUUUUAUUCUGGCGAAGAAGAUGUGGAAUAUUCUAGCUUCUCAAGUGGGACGGAGCGUGCUGUAAAAACAUGGCAAGCCACAUUAGGUGCCCGUGAAGAUGGAAUUAUGACUGCUGAACUCCAAGAAAUGUUAUAUCGAGAACAACAAAUUGGGGUUUCUGGCUUGGCAGUAAAUGUGGAUCCAAAAGGAAAUAAUUUGACUGCUGUUCAGAAGGAGGGUGCAAAUGGAGCUGCAGUUGCUUCUAUAACCGAAAUUUCAGAAAUUCAGCAAACAGUUGUGGAAGAAGGUGGUGUUACAGAAGUUGAGGUAUCUGAACACCGAGUAUUUCUUCUUGGAGAGAACCGUUGGGAAGAACCUUCUAGGCUUGCUGGCAGGAGCAAACAGGUUGGUGGGGCCAAGAGCAAGGACCGUAUAACAAAGUGCCUGUCUUGUCGCGGGGAGGGUCGCUUAUUAUGCACAGAAUGUGACGGGACAGGUGAACCAAACAUCGAACCACAGUUUAUGGAAUGGGUAGAUGAAGGAGCGAAGUGUCCCUACUGCGAAGGCCUUGGAUAUACAAUCUGUGAUAUGUGUGAAGGAAAGACAGUGGUUUAGGUGUACAAUCUGGUUUUUAUUUUGUUUUUAUGGUUAUGUUAUUCUCUCGUUGUUUUGCAAUGUUUAGGUUAUGUGGUUAGCUUGGUCAUGUCAUAAGUUGUAUUUGGUGUCUUCUUGUCCUGGUAGUUCUAUUGGAGACUUUUAAGGUAUGUAUGUUUUACUUCUUGUACUACUUUUCAUGAUAUUGAUGAGAUUCGAAUACAGAAACAAGUUCUAUAACACAUCUAUGAGAUUUGAAUUUGGUCAUUUGGUGAA
Camellia sinensis is the source of this 1495-nucleotide messenger RNA. Lineage: Eukaryota; Viridiplantae; Streptophyta; Magnoliopsida; Ericales; Theaceae. The record is from RefSeq and is a predicted model, not a curated record.